AUGUCCUCCCCACUCAGUUCUGAUCACUUCAAUGUCGCUUCUUCCCAACCUGGAAAGUCAGAUGAAGAGACACUACCGUUGAACCCAUCGCUGGCAUCGUGCCUCAUACGAGUUGACACCACACACUCACCAAUCGAAUCGUGCGACUCUGUUCUUGAACCUGAUGUUACCACCGCCUCUCCAGUCAGGCAUUCCCCGGGCCCCUCAAACGAAUGCAUUGCCGAUAAGGGAUUGACAUCGACUGGAGCAAAUAAGCCAAUCCUCCUGAGUUCGCUCCCCAGUCUAAAUUUCUGGGGUAUAUCGUUCGUUGGCUCCUCCGAACUCAUCCCAGACUGGAACACAUCAUACUCUUCCUUCCUGAACAUUGACCACAUUUACGAAGUCCAGGAACGGCUCGUUAAUGACCAGCGAGAAGGAGUCCGUAGCCUGGACGGACCAUCACAAUCCACUCGAACUCCGGAAGCGGCUUCGUCUACUCCUCCACAUCUAGCAGCAGUGGGGCUUUCUAUCCCAGUCCCGAUGCCGACAAUGCCUCCAUCUCAGUCUCGUGCUGCAAAACGGAAAUCGGAUUCACAGCACCUCCAUGAAGGAAGAAUGGGUCUCCCAAAACUUACCACUAAUAAUUCAGAACACAGCGGUAUCGAAUCCGCUCAUUAUCUUGCAGCGGAUAGGGAUCUGCAACCGAUUGCUAUGUCCUCGGACUCGGAGCCACGUUCUAGAAAAACAGUCAACUGUGAAAUGGAUAACGGCAACAUGAGACAAAAUAGUAGAGCGGAUUCUCCCAACCAGAACUCAAAUCUCUCCACCUCCUCCCCCGGAGUUUCGAGGCAGCCAGAUUCUUCAGAGAAGGGGAAAACCUGCGUUCUCCCCUCUGAAAAGGUAUUUCCCAUUCAGAUAGGCUCCGAGUUAUUUAGAUUGUCUGGCUCGUCGAUAUCCUCUGAUGCACCCUCAUAUUUUUCACAUUUUUUUGAGGAGCAGUUGCGUCACAAUGAAAAUGGUGCGCCAGUGCGAACUCUAUACAUUGAUCGCGACCCCGCCAAUUUUCGAGAUAUAUUGAGACAUCUUCAAGGCUACUAUGUGCGACCGCAAGAUGGAACCCACCUUGCUAGGCUGAUUGCGGAUGCGCAAUUUUACAGUCUGCCGCGUUUGAUCUCUCAACUAGUCGAGUCAGAGAUAUUCAUACAAAUCGGAGAUCGACAUUUCCAAAUUCCCCGUGAUCUCUUCUCUAGUCCUGGGGAUUAUCCGAACUUCUUCUCACUCGCUUUUGCUAUAUUUUUUACCACUCCCAAGGAAACCUUCGAUCGUCCAAGCCUCCUGCGUCCACCAGCUGUUACUCCGCCUGUGGUGAUCAACCGCUCAGCCGAAGUGUUUGCAGAGCUCCUCCAUAUGCUUAAAGGAUAUCCUCUCCAUGUACGGAACGAAGAACACCGGGCUGCCCUCCUGCGUGACUGCCGCUAUUUCCACUUUCGGGGGCUUGAGCAAAAGCUUGUUCCCCAUACGAUCAGUUACAACUCAUUGCGGCGAAAGUCAGAAAUCGUGAUUCGAUUGCAAGAUAUCCGCCAGUCGGGGGUUCGGUUUGUAAACGACGUCCCAGCCUCGGAUAGAACCACUUCUGGAGGUUGGGUCCAUUAUUCUCGCCCUUUUGUCGACGACACAUCUCAUGAGCUAAUAGUCGAGAUCGGGGAUGAAAACACAUUAAUUAAUCUGAAUUCCAUGAGGGCUAAUUUCUCCGGCGUGGCGAAAGCGAGGAUAUCAAGCCUCUUCCAGGUCAUAGCCAAUAAAAUGAAUCUCCCUACGAUUGCCCCUCUCGGAUUACUGAUGAGGUCGGGCGGAUUUAGCAAACAGCCACCUAGUCCGGGCAACACUCCACUGAGCGACGACCGAGUCAAGAUCCGAAUAGACUGUGACGCUGAUAUCGUCCUUGAUGGAGAACCGUACAGUGCUGAUGGGAGUGGAUUCAAAGGAACUGCGUGUACCACGCCAGCUGACACGGGUUUCGUUCCCAGUACCCCUGGUUCCAACACUUGCUGCAGCAAUCAACACGUCCAUGUGACCACAUCAUCAGACACAAAUGUUGACAUCUCCAGCGCAAAAGGAAGCGAAAACGCAACACGAUCAUUGUCCGUUACAGAAUCAUUUUCUCGCUGCGACCCCGCUUCUCCUUUGUCAUUCAGCAAACCAGACGCAUCGCGAUUGCAAGAUAGCCAAGGAGCAGCUAAACGCAAUGGGCUGGAUAUUAUAAAUGUCCGUGGAGAAUUGGUAGUGCAAAAGGGGCAGUGGAAAAUUCAAGUGCAAGCAGCUGACACCCAGGAAAGUGCAUGUGGAAAAAUGGAGAUCAUGUUUGUUGCAGUCAAGCUUCAUGUUUUCAGCGGACCCCGAGCACGUAAUGCAAGUCGGGUGUUUUUAAGCUAGUCGAAUAUACCUGCAGUGACAGUUAUCAAUAGAAAUGAGAUAAGAAAAAGUACCCUCAAUAUCCCUC
Messenger RNA from Histoplasma capsulatum G186AR, 2479 nucleotides. Its product is annotated as BTB/POZ domain-containing protein. The record is from RefSeq and is a predicted model, not a curated record. Bases 1 to 2412 code for a protein of 803 amino acids. The transcript has 5 exons. NCBI's taxonomy places the organism in Eukaryota, Fungi, Ascomycota, Eurotiomycetes, Onygenales, Ajellomycetaceae. Gene Ontology annotation, biological process: protein homooligomerization.